CCAGCAGCAGCAGCAGCAGCAGCAUCGGCAUCGGCGGAGGAGGCAGCAGCAGCAGCAGCCAGAGCAGGAGCAGCAGCCAGGACCACAACAAAACCCUGCCCGCCCUGCCUCCUGGAGCUCAGCCUGGAGCCCCUCCGCGGCUCCUCCCGCUUCCUCAGCCCCGAAAGCAAGGAGGAGGAGGAGGAGGAGGAGGAAGGAAGAGGGCACCUGAAAAAGAAGAAGAGGAAGAGGGGGAAGAAAAAGAAAAGGAAGAAGAAAAAGAAGGAGCAGCAGCAGCAGGAGGAGCAGCAAGAACCCUCCUGGCCUCCUGCUGGCCCCGGUGUCCCUCCAGCUGCCAUCCACGAUGCCCCGGAGGAAGCAGCAAGCGCCCCGACGCGCCGCAGCUUACGUUUCGGAUGAGCUGAAGGCAGCUGCCAUGGUGGAGGAUGACCUAGAACCUGAUGAGAAUGCUGUCGAUGGAGAACCUUCUGCAAAAUAUGCCUGUCCGGAAAAGGACUUCACUAAGAACUGCCAGAGUUAUCAGAACUCUCCAGCCGCAGAAUUUUCCAGCCACGAAAUGGACAGUGAGUCACACAUCAGUGAGACGAGCGACCGAAUGGCCGACUUUGAGAGUGGCUCCAUCAAAAACGAGGAGGAGAGCAAAGAGGUCUCCAUACAGUUGGACGAGUCGGUUGUGUCGGACAGCCUGGAACAAAUGAAAGCCGUUUAUAAUAACUUCCUCUCCAACUCGUAUUGGUCCAAUCUGAACUUGAAUCUCCACCAGCCAACCUCUGAAAAAAACAAUGGCAGCAGCAGCAGCAGCAGCAGUAGCAGCAGCAGCUGUGGGAGUGGCAGCUUCGACUGGCAUCAGACGGCCAUGGCGAAAACACUGCAGCAAGUUUCACAGAACAGAAUCCUUCCCGAGCCCAGCCUUUUUAGCACAGUUCAAUUGUACAGACAAAGCAGUAAGCUUUAUGGCUCUAUAUUUACUGGAGCCAGUAAAUUCCGCUGUAAAGACUGCAGUGCUGCCUAUGAUACUUUAGUAGAAUUAACAGUGCACAUGAAUGAAACAGGACAUUAUCGGGAUGACAACCAUGAAACUGAUAACAAUAACCCUAAAAGAUGGUCCAAGCCUCGUAAACGCUCUUUGCUUGAAAUGGAAGGAAAAGAAGAUGCCCAGAAAGUAUUAAAGUGUAUGUACUGUGGCCAUUCAUUUGAAUCACUUCAAGACUUGAGUGUUCAUAUGAUCAAAACAAAACAUUACCAAAAAGUGCCUCUGAAGGAACCUGUAACCCCUGUAGCAGCAAAAAUUAUUCCAGCCACUAGAAAGAAAACCUCACUGGAGCUAGAGCUUCCAAGUUCUCCAGACUCCACUGGUGGGACACCAAAAGCAGCUAUCUCUGACACCAAUGAUGCACUUCAAAAGAAUUCCAAUCCUUACAUCACACCGAAUAAUCGCUAUGGACACCAAAAUGGUGCCAGCUAUGCUUGGCAUUUUGAAGCAAGGAAAUCUCAGAUUCUCAAGUGCAUGGAAUGUGGGAGUUCCCAUGAUACUUUGCAGGAACUCACUGCCCAUAUGAUGGUGACAGGACACUUCAUUAAAGUCACCAACUCUGCCAUGAAGAAAGGGAAACCCAUCAUAGAAGCCCCAGUCACACCAACCAUCACAGCUUUGCUUGAUGAGAAAGUCCAGUCUGUACCCCUUGCAGCAACAACUUUCACAUCUCCUUCCAAUACGCCAUCUAGCAUUUCCCCAAAGCUAAACAUGGAAGUAAAGAAAGAAGUUGACAAGGAGAGAAUACCUAUUGAUGAAAAGAUGAAAGACAAGGAAAAGUUGGGUGACGAUGAGGAAAAAUAUGACAUCUCCUCAAAAUAUCAUUAUUUGACUGAAAAUGACUUAGAGGAGAGUCCAAAAGGAGGGCUAGACAUUUUGAAGUCUUUAGAAAAUACAGUCACUUCAGCUAUUAACAAAGCCCAGAAUGGCACACCAAGUUGGGGCGGCUAUCCCAGUAUUCAUGCUGCUUAUCAACUACCGAAUAUGAUGAAGCUGUCCUUAGGUUCAUCAGGGAAAAGUACUCCCUUAAAACCUAUGUAUGGAAAUGCUGAAAUGGUUUCCCCAACCAAAAGCCAGCCACUCAUUUCGCCACCGAGCAGCCAAACAUCCCCUGUGCCAAAAACAAACUUCCAUGCCAUGGAGGAGCUGGUUAAGAAGGUCACUGAGAAAGUGGCCAAAGUUGAAGAAAAAAUGAAGGAGCCUGAAGGAGGGAAGCUUUCACCAAUGAAGAGAGCAACACCUUCGCCAUGCAGCAGUGAAGUUAGUGAACCCCUCAGGAUGGACACCUCUAACGAUAUUGGGUUCAAGAGCCAAGAGAAUAGCCCAAUUCCUCAGAGGGAGAACUGCAAAGAGAGCCCAACUGGGGAGCCACUGGAAAAUGGCAAGGAGCUUGUCAAGGCCAUCCCAAAUACUCUGAAUAGCAGCACAGCUAUUAUAACUGACCAUCCUCCAGAACAACCAUUUGUAAAUCCAUUAAGUGCAUUGCAGUCUGUCAUGAAUAUUCAUCUUGGGAAGGCAGCUAAGCCCUCUCUGCCUGCCCUAGACCCAAUGAGCAUGCUUUUUAAAAUGAGCAACAGCUUAGCAGAAAAGGCUGCUGUGGCUACCCCACCUUUGCAGUCCAAAAAGCCAGACCACUUAGACCGUUAUUUUUAUCAUGUCAACAAUGACCAGCCCAUAGAUUUGACGAAAGGCAAGAGUGACAAAAGCUGCUCUUUGGGUUCAGCACUUUUGUCAUCCACAUCGACGUCUUCGGCAUCUUCUUCAUCUACAGUGACAAUGGCAAAGACAUCUGCAGUUGUGUCAUUCAUGUCAAACUCGCCGCUACGCGAGAAUGCCUUGUCAGAUAUCUCUGAUAUGCUGAAGAACCUGACAGAAAGUCACACAUCAAAAUCUUCCACACCUUCCAGUAUCUCUGAGAAGUCUGACAUUGAUGGUACGACAAUUGAGGAACCAGAAGAGACGACCCCAGCUCAGAAAAGGAAGGGACGCCAGUCCAACUGGAACCCUCAGCACUUGCUCAUUCUGCAGGCCCAAUUUGCAGCCAGUUUACGACAGACAUCAGAAGGGAAAUACAUCAUGUCGGACUUAAGCCCACAGGAGAGAAUGCACAUUUCUAGAUUUACAGGGCUUUCAAUGACCACCAUUAGCCACUGGUUGGCCAAUGUGAAAUACCAGCUUCGAAGGACAGGGGGGACAAAAUUCCUUAAAAAUCUGGACACUGGGCACCCAGUGUUCUUUUGUAAUGACUGUGCUUCACAAAUCCGAACUCCUUCGACGUACAUCAGUCACCUUGAAUCACAUCUGGGUUUCAGGCUACGGGACUUGUCAAAACUGUCUAGUGAACAGCUAAACAAUCAGAUAGCACAAACAAAGUCGCCCUCUGAAAAACUGUUGGCGCCUUCGCCAGAGGAAGAUAUAGGGACCUCGUACCAAUGUAAACUUUGCAACAGGACUUUUGCAAGCAAGCAUGCUGUCAAGCUCCAUCUCAGUAAAACACAUGGGAAAUCUCCAGAAGAUCAUCUUCUGUAUGUUUGUGAAUUAGAAAAACAGUAGCAUUUACUUUUGGACAUACAAAAGACAGCAGCAACAACUGUACGUGGCUUUGAGGAAAACUGUCAAAAUAUGCCUUAAAGCUACCCUUUUUCUGUUCUUGGCACAUAAAUCUUGUUUUAACUCUGGGGUGUCACUCUGGCCUGAAUGACUUUUCUCUCUUUCUCUCCUGUUUUUGUAUAACUGUACAGUGUUUAAUAGAGGUGCAUAAUCAGCUGUUGUUACUGGUAAAAUAUGAAGGUUAAAACGCAGUGGUAAGUGUUUGGAACUUUGUGUAAAUUGGGGUUUUAGUUGCUGUGCAUCCCUCCGAUGCCUCAAGCUGCAUGCAUUAACAAAACAUUUAAUUAAGCAUUUAUUAAUGAAUUCUGGUGCACUUUUUCAUGGAGACUUAAGUGUGCUGGUAGUUCUCACCCUGUAAAUCUUUAGCCCUCUGAGUACUUUGAAGCACUUUUGAAUUAAUUUGGUUUUCUUUCCUUUUUGAACAUAUGGAUAUGUUUUACCUUAAAAAAAAAAAGAUAUCCCCUUCCAUUUUGGAACAGAUCUAGAGUUGAACAGCACCUCUAAGAAUGGGCUCAAACAAAUAGCGUCACCAGCUGGUGCAUCCAGUUGUUUGGUUUUCUUCAUAAUGUUUUGAAGGAAAGUCACACGGAGAAUAGAGACAAAUGUUUACCAUGUGAGUUUUCCUUCAGUUUGAUGUCACUUGAGUAUUGGCCUGGUGGUACCUCCUUUGGCACCCCAAACCAUUUGUAUUUCAGGGACCCGAUGCCUUGUUUCAGAGCUUCCAGUAUCCAUAGCCCAAACAUAUAUGUGGAUCCUUUUUCUUCCAUUUUUUCUUAGGGCUGACAUGGACCCUAAGUCCUCACUGUUUGGCUUUCUGGGAUAUCUGCAAUGCACAUGGAAAGCUACAUGACCUAAAUACUAAUGUUAGUCCCACUCAGGAGAGACCCAUUGAAUUAAGUUGGGAAUACCAAUCUUCAUUCAACAAUUGAUUCAUUGGGUCUACUACGGUUAGGACUAAUCAAUUGGAUUCUGGACAAUUGUCUUUCCUGAAGACAUAUUCUGUGUACCUGGAUGUGUAUCAGACACUGCCUUCUGGAUAUGCCCUUUGUUGGAGUUAACUGAUGAAUCUCCAUGUCUGUGAGAGUGGCACGCAUCCUGAAAUUUUAAAGUAUAUUAUUUUCACAUUGAAACAUAGAUGUGUAUAUUGUAUAGAUUUUAAAAUCCUCUAAUGGGAAAAAAAAUGCGAUUGUGGACAAUGCCAUUUCUCCACCUCCUCCUCUUUCUCCCUCUCUGCUGCCUCUUCUCCAACAUUUUUAUCAAUGAUGGAUUUUGUACCUAAUUCUCUCGCAAGUAUAAGCGGUACCUAUAAAUAUAUAAAUAUAUAAAUAUAUAUAUAUAUAUAUAUUAUAAUAAUGUAUAUUUCUUUUCUAGGUCAAGGGGUUUUCUUUUAACAUCUGAACAAUGUAAAUUAUAUGCAAGAGACGACAGAUAGCAUUUAUAAAGUAUUCAGAAACAUUAUUCUUGAAGCAAAGUAUGUUUGGUUUUUGUUUUGUUUUGCUAUACAGUACAUCUAUAUUGAUAGAGAUUCAUAUUUAAAUUAUACAUAUUUAUUAGUUGUUUGCUACCGGUUUUUUUGGUUUUUUAAAGAAAAGCAUUCUGAUAACAGAAGCCACGGACUGGCGUGCAUUAUAUCUAUUUUGCACAACAUGAAUUUUAAAGGUAUUUAUUAGUAAAAUGAAUCACAAAAAAAAAUCACAAAAGAAAAUUCAAAAUUAACUCAGUGCUCAAAGGGUUAAAUCUAUUUGGGGGCAGGAGAAUCGAAGGGGGGAAAUUGUACUGUAUUUCCUAAACAUUGAUAAAAAAAGAAAGCAAGCCUUUAAAAUGUUUGUACUGUAAUACUUUGCUUAAAAGUUAUGAGUUAUUCUGUGAUACAACCUCCUCUACUUAUUUAUAAGCGCUCUUGGUUGUUGUUUCAUAUCGCAGAAUGCCUUCUCUCUAUUUCUCUCCCCCCCCGACUUCAGUUGGUAACUUUCUGUUUUGUUCUUCCUAAUUAUUCUCCCAAGAUUUCAUACUGCAGUUUUUAUCUUUAAGCAUAUGAAAGGUAACCCGUGGUUACCAGCGCACUAAGUGAUUCUGUUCGUCUCCAUUUUUGGCAGUUAAUUUGCAGAAGUAACUGACAGCUGACACCAUACGAGAAUCUAUGUGUACAAUAUUGGCAUGUAAACAGCACAGACCCAGAAUCGCACAUUCUGUGCCCCUGUUCUGUUGUUGACAAUGUGGCACCAUUAUAUGACUCUUCAUAUAACCUUUUUUUUCUACAGCUGCAUUAAAAUUGUCUU
Molecule: messenger RNA, 5922 nt
Organism: Sceloporus undulatus (fence lizard)
Lineage: Eukaryota; Metazoa; Chordata; Lepidosauria; Squamata; Phrynosomatidae
Gene: TSHZ3
Product: teashirt zinc finger homeobox 3
Exons: 2
Coding region: 344-3586 (1080 amino acids)
Biological process (GO): regulation of transcription by RNA polymerase II
Cellular component (GO): nucleus
Molecular function (GO): DNA binding; DNA-binding transcription factor activity, RNA polymerase II-specific
Source: RefSeq, a predicted model, not a curated record